Messenger RNA from Acanthosepion pharaonis, 1002 nucleotides. Lineage: Eukaryota; Metazoa; Mollusca; Cephalopoda; Sepiida; Sepiidae. The record is from the annotation of a GenBank genome assembly.
AUGAUGGCGCCUAGCCGUCGUCGAAACGUAGAGCAGCAGUGCCACUUUUCAGAGAUUGGCGAAUCGGUGUUAUGCCUUUCUCACUCUCACUCUCACUCUCACUCCAACUAUGUCCCAUUCUCUCUUUCUUUCACACUUUCUUUUUUUUUUUUGCUUCCACUCUCACUUUCACACUCUCUCACACUGUCGCUUUUAGUCUCAUACUCUCUUUCACAUUCUCCCAUUCUUUAUACCUCACUUUCUCUUUACCGAACUUUCAAUUUUUUUCUCUUUCACGCCCUCUCUUCCUGUUUUACAUUUUCUUUCUUUCUUUCUUUUUCUUUCUUUCUUUCUUUCUUUCUUAGACUUGAAACACUUACAAUCCAUUUUCUUACUCUGUUCAUUAUCUAUCUAUCUAUCUAUCUAUCUAUCUAUCUAUCUAUCUAUUUCAGUCGAUUCAUUAUCGCUCGUCAUCUCUCUUCACUCUCUCACUCUCUCUAUAUAUUAUAUAUAUGCCAAACUCGUCAUCAUCCCUCUCUCUCUCUCUCUAUGCCAGUCGCUUCUCGCUUCAUUAUCUAUCUAUCUAUCUAUCUAUCUAUCUAUCUAUCUAGCCGGUCUGUUAAUUAUCUAUCUACCUCAGUUUUUUCACUAUCUAUUUAUCUACCUAUUUAUUUCAUCGAUUCAUUAUCUAUCUAUCUAUCUAUCUAUCUAUCUAUCUAUCUAUCUAUCUAUCUAUCUCGGUCUGUUAAUUAUCUAUCUAUAUAUACAUCCAUGCUAACCGCUUCAUUAUCACUCUGUCUCUCUAUCUCUCUAUCUAUCUAUUCUUCUAUCUAUCUCUGUUUGUUCAUUAUCUAUCUAUCUAUCUAUCUAUCUAUCUAUCUAUCUAUCUAUCUAUCUAUCUAUCUAUCUAUCUAUGGUGCAUGGUCAGCUAACUGUUCUUUCAAACCAAUGCUACGAAAAUCCAGCCUUAGCGAAAGUGCGACAAAUGCUGCUAAACAAUUCUAUCUGCCAUCGUCUUUAUGA